Molecule: messenger RNA, 1238 nt
Organism: Trematosphaeria pertusa
Lineage: Eukaryota; Fungi; Ascomycota; Dothideomycetes; Pleosporales; Trematosphaeriaceae
Exons: 3
Coding region: 202-1059 (285 amino acids)
Source: RefSeq, a predicted model, not a curated record
CCAUGAUGUGCGCGUGCCAGAGUUGACCGAGGAAAGACGCAAAGGGCUGGCGAAUGUCAGAGCGAUAUCCGUGGCGCAAGGCUGAAGAGGGGUGUGCAUAUUGAUCAGCUGAGCUUUGGUCAGCUGCAUCCUUCAGAGUUUCAGCCUCGUUGCACUUAACCUAAACCACGACCACAAUCCACCUUUUCACUCUACGUCUUCAUGAUUAUGAAGAUAUUUUCUGUGUUCCUACGCCUGGGAAGCAUCAUGGCCGCGCACACCGCAAGCCCAAGCGAGCCUGUCACGGUGCGAGAUCCAGUGCCCUUCUACAUCCCUUUGAUGCAUUUCGAGCGCACGCUCUUGUCCGAACUACGAGCCCAGCUUGACCAAGAAGGCUGCGCUGGACUCACCCUCGACCAACUUCCAGUGUCCGAAGUAUUCCAAAAGUGGUAUCAUACCAAACACAUCCGAGGCUACACUAAGGAGCUUGGCCAUACCGGGGAGUUAAUGAAGGAGUUCGGUGGGAAUCGCACUAGGGUAUACAAUGCCAUAUUGCACGAACUCACGCACAGUUCUCGCGGCGGUCCAGGACUUGCUCGCAUGCAGCGACUGCGCAGCGUCAACGAACAAUUCCUUUCAGCUCUCGGCAACCGCAACAUUGAAGACGUUGAGUUUGCACCUUGGCCGGCAGAUGUGGCGCUUUGGCAGACAAUAUCGAUUCUCUGGAAGCACUGUGGUCGAUAUUGGCAGUUUGCUGGAUUUCUCAACAUCGAUGAAGGCUUUAUCAUAUUCGAACUAAUCCGGAAAUUUGCCAUUCAAUGGCAGUGGCCGACGAACAUGGAUGCUGUCGAUCAGGCCUUACUUCGAAAUCCCCAGUUCAACUCUACUUACAACGUGAAAAGGGAAAUUUUGGACCACGAGCUGCCAGAGGAUAUGUCAGAGGAGGAAAUGCUGCACUUCAAGUUCGAAGAAUGCACCAUCACGAAGAGACCUGAUCCCAAUAAACUCCCUAAGCGGGAGAUGCGCCAACCCAAGGCCAGGGAACUAUCCAACGAAGAUGUAGUAUGUGGUCCUUCGUGAAUUCCGAAACAUCCUGUAUUGACAUGCAGUACAGCGGCAGCUGCUGCGGGAUUUCACACAGAUAACCAGAGAGACCUACCCCAUCGAAGAUCCGCGGGGUUAUCUUCAUUACAUUCCUUGGACGGAAUUGAGCAACUUAAGUGAGGAUGAUCUGCACCGUGCAGGCAUCAGCGUUGCAG